AUGUCGCAGGAUUCCCUGGAGGACCAUAACAGUGGUGAUCUCGUCGUCAAGAUCUUAGCAUUACUUCAGAUUUCGUGGAUGUUCAUUCAGCUCGGCGUACGACUAGGUCGAAAGUUCCCAACAAGCCAGCUGGAGAUCUUUACCCUGUCUUUCGCAAUUUGCUCCUCGAUCACAUAUAUCAUGUUAAUCAAUGCUGGCCCACUGGGCUCCGGUCCCAAAAGCAGCGUCUGGAUCCCCAAUGACGCCACGCACAGAGAUGUCCUAAGGAAAGUGCCAGGAUAUGUGAUGAGCAUGGCUUGCUUGUUUGCUCUGGUGCUCUUUGGUGCUGCCCACUGCGUAGCAUGGAACUUUGAGUUCCCUACAGCGCUGAAGAAACUAUUCUGGCGUCUGAGUUCGGUUGUCACGACUGCUGCCAUGCCAUUUGCCUAUCUGCUUAUUCAAAUCUUGGAUCCAAUUUCGGUGACGGUGUUUAAGGUCGAAAGCCAACCAAGGAUACUGGAAUAG
Molecule: messenger RNA, 504 nt
Organism: Penicillium samsonianum
Lineage: Eukaryota; Fungi; Ascomycota; Eurotiomycetes; Eurotiales; Aspergillaceae
Exons: 1
Coding region: 1-504 (167 amino acids)
Source: RefSeq, a predicted model, not a curated record